This is a messenger RNA of Osmerus eperlanus (European smelt), 2694 nucleotides long. It is a transcript of the gene dus1l, whose product is annotated as dihydrouridine synthase 1-like (S. cerevisiae). The coding region runs from base 171 to 1634 and encodes 487 amino acids. The record is from RefSeq and is a predicted model, not a curated record. Lineage: Eukaryota; Metazoa; Chordata; Actinopteri; Osmeriformes; Osmeridae. Gene Ontology annotation, molecular function: tRNA dihydrouridine synthase activity. The transcript has 14 exons.
UCGCGAGACUGACAUUAUCACGAAUAGUGGAUUUCACCGGAUGGAAUCUCGGAAAACUGUCGUGUUUUUCUUCGGAAGCAUUUAAACGAAACACUCGAUUGAAAAUCGUGCCGAAAUCUAACGAAGCUUGGAUUUUGUCUUACUGGAGCACAGAGUAGCAGGCUGUUGUCAUGGCCAAGCUGCAGGGCUUUGACUUCUGGCGGACCACUCUAAAGGGGGCUCGUUACGUGGUUGCACCCAUGGUGGACCAGAGCGAGCUGGCUUGGCGCCUCCUCAGCCGUCGCCAUGGCGCCCAGCUUUGCUACACGCCCAUGCUGCACGCGCAGGUGUUUGUGCGCGACGCUAAUUACCGGAAGGACAACCUGUACAAUGAGGUGUGCCCGGAAGACAGGCCCCUCAUUACCCAGUUCUGUGCCAACGACCCGGAGGUGUUUGUGCAGGCAGCCCUGCUGGCCCAGGACUACUGUGACGCCAUUGACCUCAACUUGGGCUGUCCUCAGAUGAUUGCCAAAAGAGGCCACUAUGGAGUUUUCCUUCAAGAUGAAUGGGAGCUGCUGGAGAAGAUGGUGAAGCUGGCCAAUGAGAAGGUGUCUGUGCCCAUCACCUGUAAGAUCCGCGUAUUCAACGAGGUGGACAGGACCGUGAAGUACGCUCAGAUGCUGGAGAAGGCCGGCUGUCAGUUGCUGACGGUUCACGGUCGGACCAAAGACCAGAAAGGAACCGUGACGGGCAUUGCCAGCUGGGAGCACAUCAAAGCUGUCAGGGACGCAGUGAGCAUCCCGGUGUUCGCCAACGGCAACAUCCAGCACCUGAGUGACGUGGAGCGCUGCAUCGCGGAGACGGGCGUGCAGGGGGUCAUGAGCGCAGAGGGGAACCUCCAUAACCCGGCUCUGUUUGCGGGCCGUAGCCCCCCCGUAUGGGAGAUGGCUGAGCAGUAUCUGGAGGUGGUCCAGCGCCACCCCCCCUGCACCCUGUCCUACGUCCGAGCUCACCUCUUCAAGAUGUGGCACCACACGCUGCAGAUUCACCAGGACCUGAGGGAGGACCUAGCCAAGGUGAAGAAUCUUGAGGCCCUGUCUGGGGUCAGCAGGCAGCUCAAGCAACGCUGCCAGGAGGAGAUCGCCAGAGGAGAGGAGGCGGGACAACAGGGAGGGCUGCCCUUCCCCCAUUGGAUCUGCCAGCCGUACGUCAGGCCACCGCCAAAGGAGGCGGUCGCCAACGGUAACGGCGCGGAGGUGAAGGCGACGUGUCACAAGAGGGCACUGGAGGACUCGGACGGGGGCACGGACGCCGACGCGCUCUCCAAGAACAAGCUGAAGAAGAAGGCGCGCAACCCCCACAAGAACUUCUGUCCCGAGCACAAACCAAAGUAUAUCAAGUGCGAGCAGUGUGGCAACCCAAAGGGUAACAAGUGUGUGUUCAACCUGUGUCGCGCAUGCUGUAAGAAGAAGGCCUAUAAGGAGGUGGCGGACUGCCCUAGUCACGGGCUGAGGUUUAAAACGAAGGCAGAGAAACAGAAGGCAGGGGAGGAGGAGGAGGGGAGAACGGGACUGAAGAACGGGAAACCGGGCUCCACCUCAGACCCUCCAGAACAAUCCAGAGGACUGAAGGAGAUUCACACUACGACAAACUGACAGUCAAACGGAUGUGUGUCCCUCACACAGAAACGCUUCAUUACUCUACAGGAGCCUUUCUCAAUCCGGGUCCUCGUGCCCCCCUGCCCUGCAUGUUCUAGAUGUUUCCCUGUUCCAACACACCUGAUUCCAAUGAAUGGUUGCUAUCAAGCUGUGCAGAAGCCUGGUAAAGACCCAGUCAUUUGAUUCAGGUGUGUUGGAGCAGGGAUUCAUUCGGAAUCAUCUUUGCUGGAUUGGAUGACUGUCCGCUGUUUGUGUUGAUGUGACUUUCCCAACAUGGAGAACGGUGGGGAUGAAAAGCAAUCUUUUAUAUCAUCAAGUUGCGCUCGUGGUCUUAAUGAGUGCGUAGAGGAUGUGUGGAUCUUGGCGUAUUAAUUGGUUAAGGCACUUUAACUUAAAACUUUAGUCCCUAAAACAGAUUCAAAUAUUAUUUCAUAUUUCAAGGCAAUAUUAGAGUAUUUAGAUUAUAAAGAUUAUAAUGAGAAAAUACUAAAUUGUGUCACGUAAGAUUUUAGCGUCAAGAUCUUACUUUCUCAAACAACUUUGUGUUGUCAUCAAACUUAAAGAUGUUAUCUUUCCUUGUUUUUAUUUUCGGUGGGAAAAUAUUCAGACAUACCAGAAUGGGAAACUCCUAAGAGUUCUGCUGUACUAGUUUGUCUUCUCAAGCUCACAUGACAAAUGAGGGAGGAUAGUGUUUUCUUUGUGCUCUUUUUUGGAGCCGUCUAUGGUGGUAGGGAUUUCCUUGCAGUGCAUUGAGGUUGUGCCUUCUGACUAACAUCCUGUUCAGAUACGAGUUAGUUGCCUGUAUAAAUACAGUAGUAGUUACAGGAUAGGUUACAAAGCAGCUUGUGUUAGUGCUGUGCUGUUUCCCCUACUCACAGCAACCUGUUGACAGUAUGGAUCUCAAAAGGUGUGACGAUACUGGAUUGUCUCAGUACAGGAACACAAGAUGGAAGAGCAAGACAUGCAUUCUGGAAGAUUCUCAAUUGUAUGAGAACAUUGUGUGUCUGUACAUUUGUCUUCCUACCAGCAACCCCUUUAAUAAAAUCAGAAGACUGUU